Molecule: messenger RNA, 1678 nt
Organism: Capsella rubella
Lineage: Eukaryota; Viridiplantae; Streptophyta; Magnoliopsida; Brassicales; Brassicaceae
Exons: 5
Coding region: 300-1355 (351 amino acids)
Source: RefSeq, a predicted model, not a curated record
ACUGUUUAACGCAGAGAGAGCCUUCUUCUCUUCUCUCUUCCUUCUUCUCCUCCUCCUCUCUCUGUCUCUACAGAGAAUAAGGUUUUUUUGAUUCAUUCAUUUAUAAAGACCUUUUGAUUCGCUGGUGAUCAUCGGAUAAGUAGAAGCGCGGAGGAGGCUGUGUUUCGCUAUCCUCUAAUUGAGGUGUUGAGAAGAUAUUGAACGAAUCCUUUUUUUCUAUAAAAAACUAAAAAAAGAACAGAUCGGAAUCGGAAACGUACCAUUACAUAAUUCAAAAUCAGGUUUCUCACUUGGGUAUAAUGAUGAGGUAUCAAAGAGUAAGCCCAGAUUGUCUUCCCCUAACAAAUGGAAGCAAGAAGCCAUACUUAAGACCAUCACCUUCAAGAUCAACAAACGAAGACAACACCACCACCGUCAUUACCACCACAACAACCUCAAUCGCCGCAAGAGGAUUCAACGCCGGAGGAUCAUGCACAACCACCAGUUCCUUAGACGGAGUCCCCAAAGGAUUCCGAUUCAGAUCCAUCCAACAACAACAGCAACAGCAGCAAGAACAGGAUCCUAGCCCUAGCCGUCGCGGCGGAGAUGUGCUGUUACAGUGGGGACAACGGAAGCGAUCGAGAGCCUCCAGAGCCGAGAUCCGAUCCAUCACAGCUGAUGACUCGUCUUCUUCUUCAGGACAAGGUAAGAUUCAACCGAACAAGCUCGUGAGACGAUCGGUGAAUCCUUCUAUGCCGCCACCGCCACCAGCUCCGCCGGUUUUCUCAAGCCGGAGUACGAACCCUAGAAACGGUUUCGUCGUCGGCAAGGAAUCUUUCUUCCCUUCCAGAAAUCUAGAAGAUCGAUCAGCAAACGGAUCACCAUCAAGGAACAACAUAAACGGCCGUAUGAUGUCCAGAUCGGGUGGCUCAAAGCGAUCUCCACCGUCCCCAGACCAAAUCGAGAAGAGAUCAAGCGUACUUAGAGAUCAGAGACAAAACGGGUUCGAUCAUCAACAACAGCAGCACCACCAGCACCAGAGAGUGAACAGAUCAGAAACAACGGGUCAGGGACAUCAAGAAGUGGAGGUGAAUGGAGAGAGAGAGAAAGCAACGCAAGAGUGGCCGAGGAUCUACAUUGCUUUGUCUAGGAAAGAGAAGGAAGAAGAUUUCUUGGUUAUGAAAGGAACUAAGCUUCCUCAUAGACCCAGGAAACGAGCUAAGAACAUUGAUAAAGCCCUUCAGUUUUGUUUCCCAGGGAUGUGGUUGUCUGAUUUGACCAAGAACCGUUAUGAAGUUAGGGAGAAGAAAAAUGUGAAGAAGCCGAAACGGAGAGGAUUGAAAGGCAUGGAGAAUUUGGACACCGACUCUGAAUAAUUUUUUUUUAUCUUUUGUUCUUUUUGUUCUUUUCUUUUUUCCCCUUCUGUGGUUUUCGAUUUUUCUUUUAAGAAGAAACAAGACGCACACGUGUGGCUAGCUUGUGAAGAGCGUGCGACAUUGGCUCUCAGCAAGAACCCAGCAGAUCGAGCCUGUACGAUCGAGAUAAUUUACCCUAUUUUUAUCUUUUUAUUUCUUUCUUUGGUUUUUUUCUUUUUUUUUUGGGUUUCCAAAAUUCUUUUUCGUUUGUUUCGUGUACAAAAAAGAAAAAGAAGGUGAAAAAUGAAGAUCCCCUUCAUAAUUCAUAUUCCUCUUUUAAAUUA